AUCUUCCUCGCCGGCUCCAUCGAGAUGGGCAAGGCCCACAACUGGCAGCUCGACCUCACCAAAGCCCUCGCCCCGCUCGAGGUCACGAUCCUCAACCCGCGCCGGGACAACUGGAACAACACGUGGGAGCAGCGCGCGCGCCACCCCGAGUUCCACGCGCAGGUCAAGUGGGAGAUGGACGAGCUGGACGCCGCGGACGUGAUCGCGAUGUACUUCGACCCGGCCACGAUCGCGCCGAUCUCGCUGCUGGAGCUCGGGAUGUACGCGGCGACGGGGAAGAUGGUGGUGUGCUGCCCCGAGAAGUACCAUCGUCUGGGGAACGUGGAGAUGGUGUGCGAGAAGUACAAGGUGCCGCUG
Epithele typhae is the source of this 357-nucleotide messenger RNA. RefSeq lists its product as uncharacterized. The annotation marks the transcript as partial. The record is from RefSeq and is a predicted model, not a curated record. NCBI's taxonomy places the organism in Eukaryota, Fungi, Basidiomycota, Agaricomycetes, Polyporales, Epitheliaceae. The transcript has a single exon.